UUUUAGUCAAACUGAAUAUAAUUAACUUUUAUCGCAUCGCGUUUGUCACGUGGUUGUUGUAGUAGUGGUAGUCAUGGAAACGUCGACGCCAAGCACUAUCAGCUUCCAUUAUUUACUCUUUUAUUUAGCCUUAGCUGAAAUGGACCAAUUGGCUAGUCUUAACCUAUUUAAACGGUAUAAAAUGACAUAGUUUGUUUGUCAUCUGAAAGUGAAGAUGAAGCCUUAUGCCAGCGUCGUUAGACCCAAACUGAUGUCACUGCCAAUUGAAGCUUCUCUGAUGAUCCAGGACAUUACAGACGCGCGACCCAGUUCAACCUUCAGUCCUCCGGUGUCUGGAUAUUUCUCCACCGCUGACUCCAGGCUGAACGUUUUCUCUGGGAGACCAACGCACAAUUCCAGGGAUCUAAAGUUUCACACUGUCAGCUCUGUAAAGGAUGGGCCUCUGCUCCCAUGUAUAGCCAAUGAUCGUGCAGAAUUCACCAAAUGUACCUCACAAAACAACAUGCCUGACAGGAAUAUCUCUGGCCGCCAUUUUUUAUUUGACAAACGAUGGAGAAAUGGAACAUACAUGAAACAUGGUAUUGAAGAAGAUGUUCUGAAUAACCACAACCCAGGUGCACUCUCUCAGGAGUUUCAUGUUUAUCACUCUCACAAUUUAACCAAAUUUGCCCAUCGCAAAGAGCUUUUCCCACGUGACACAAGGCCCCGUAUUUGCGAUUCUUCUAGGUCUGAUUAUUUGGAGUCAUUUCCAUCAAUACUGUUACCAGUCACAACUCCCUCUAUUAGUGGUCGAGUGUGUCUAUCACAAAACUUUAAAAACAGGACAAGGAUGAAAAACAGCCUCUUUCCCAUUGAUGCUAACAAAACUCAGUCGUACCUUGAUCCACACCUCGGGGCCACAGCCUCUUUUGUUCAGAGGCUCUCAGAGAUUUCCUCUCUGGAAGUAGAAACAGUCCGGCAGGAGAAAAUGAAGAGACUCAGAAAGAUCAAUAGGCAGGACUCUUAACUGGAGUUCAUUAGCCAAAGAAAACCACACCACACCUGAAACAACUGUGCCAAGAUGGAGAAAAUAAGGUCAAGAGGGGCAACCUGAGAGGUACAAAGUGUUGAAUCACAACCACUAAAGUAUGAACAGAUAUUGAAUUAAAGUGAUUAUUGUAUCAAGUUGCUUUAAAUGUGUUUUCGCCAGUGUUGGGUGUAACUAGUUACAAAGUAACUAUUGUAAUUAAAUUACUUUUCAGUCUAAAAGAAAUGUAAGGGAUCACUGGUCAUAUUUUGGGAAUUUAAUUGCAGUUACUUAUAAUGGACUCUUUUCGCAAGACCGUUAUGAGGUCUUUAAUUGUAAUCAGCAUCAUAACUCCCUGAACGAACGUUUAUUUAUACUUAAACUAAGGAAAAUUUAUAAGCAUUUACAUAUGAAUUAUAUCAUUUUUGCGUCUAAUUACAAAAACAAAUUCCUGUGUGUACGAGGCAUUUGUAAUGCAGAGUGUAGCAGGACUGUAAAUUUGACGUUGUUCUCUCUUGGCUGCUGUUAUCAGUCUCACACAAUUUUUUUCUCUUUUUCUGAAAGUUUUGACCAACGUAAAGUUUUUCCUUUUAUUAUUUCAGCAAAUAGGAUUGUAAAAAAAGAUUUGUUGUAUUCUCCCAUUCACUGUGCUUUAAGUUUACCCAACUAUGAUGAUUUCUGCUGCUGGGAAACCCAGACAUGUAAAAAGGGUCUAUAUACUUGCCUAAAAUACAUAUGCAUUCAGCAGUUCUAUAUAAAUCAUUUUAGAUAAGCAAACUAUUUAUAUUUUUUUGUUAUACAAAUAUAUUUUGCUGAAUUGUUCAAUUUUUUAAACUAAAUUGUAGCUGAAAAAGAUUAUAAACCAUGGAAACAGAUGUAGAGGAGAUAUGCCCACCCACCUCGAUGUGAUCGGCUUUUCCACUGUUUCCAGUUUGUCCAGUGGCUCCUUGUAUACGCUGGAAGACUUGAGACUCAGAGAAGUUGACUGCGAUGAUGGUGUCGGGCAUGCCCGGAUUGGCUAAUCGGAAGAAUUCCCGACGGCCGGCCGUUUUUUGGUCGCGAGUGCCGGUGUCCCUAGCUGCUUGCACUCC
Molecule: messenger RNA, 2097 nt
Organism: Danio rerio (zebrafish)
Lineage: Eukaryota; Metazoa; Chordata; Actinopteri; Cypriniformes; Danionidae
Source: RefSeq, a predicted model, not a curated record